Molecule: messenger RNA, 735 nt
Organism: Dovyalis caffra
Lineage: Eukaryota; Viridiplantae; Streptophyta; Magnoliopsida; Malpighiales; Salicaceae
Source: the annotation of a GenBank genome assembly
AUGGAUAAGGGGUGUGAUGGGUCAAUUUUGUUGGACAAAACUGAUACUAUAGACACCGAAAAGGAAGCUUUCGCUAACAACAAUUCUGCAAGAGGCUUCGAUGUUGUUGAUAGAAUGAAGGCUCAGUUGGAGAGUGUUUGUCCUGGUACUGUGUCCUGUGCCGAUAUACUCACUAUUGCAGCUGAAGAAUCGGUUGUCUUGGCAGGAGGUCCAUGGUGGCCAAUUCCACUAGGAAGAAGAGACAGCUUAACAGCAAACAGAACUGCAGCUAAUGUUUUCAUCCCAGGUCCCGCAGACACCCUUCAGCGACUCAAAUCCAGGUUUACCGCUGUUGGCCUCAAUGACAAUACCGAUCUUGUAGCACUAUCUGGUGCUCACACAUUUGGAAGAGCUCAAUGUAGAACCUUCAUCAGUAGAUUGUACAACUUCAAUAGAACAGGUCUUCCUGACCCAACAUUGGACCCAACAUACAGAGAAACACUACGUCAAUUAUGCCCUCAAGGUGGAAAUGGGACUGUGCUAGCUGAUCUUGAUCCCACAACACCAGAUGGCUUUGACAAUAACUAUUACUCCAAUCUGCAAGCUAACGAAGGCCUACUUCAGAGUGAUCAAGAACUGUUUUCUACUCCUGGAGCUGAUGAUAUCAUUGAACUUGUUAACAAUUUUAGUGCCGAUCAAACGGCUUUCUUUGAAAGCUUCGUGGAGUCCAUGAUAAGAAUGGAGAAAUCAGAUUGA